CAGGGUAGGGCAGGGGCUGGGCUGGGCUGUCCCCGGGCUGGCAGGGAGAGGGCAAGAGGUGGCCGGGAGCUGGAGGUGGCACAGCUGGACUUUGGCCACCGGGACAGACUUUGGAGCUGAAAGGUCCCAGCUGGCACCCGGGGUCGGGCUGCGUGGGACGAGUGGGGCUCAGUGGUGGGGAGAGGGGAGCGGGACCGUGUGGCCAGCCCUGCGCCCAUCCAGGGACAGGGGCUGUGCUGGUGAAAAGCUGGGACCCCCUGGGAGGGGAGGCAGGAGCGGGGGGGGGGGGGGGGGGUCCUGUGCCCCCGUGCCCAGGCUGACGCCAGCCUCUGCCCCCCGUCCCACUGGGGGGGGGACAGCUGGGACCGGAGCUGCUCCCUCUGGCCCCCGGGCACUCAUCCCUCCGUCCACGAGGGUCCCCUCGGGAGCGGGGACCCCCCCCCCUCAUCCCUCCAGGGACUACAGCGCUUUUCCUUAUGCUUUCUUACUGCUUUUAUCCCAUCACACCCUGUGCCGGCAGCCAACCAACCCCGCAGCUCCUAUGUCCCCCCGGGACCUGCUGGGACCCUCCCACCCAGGACGGGCACCCUGAAACGGUGCCGAGCACGUGGCAGGAGGGCGCGGGGAUCCCCCCCUCCCCAACCAACCCCCCCCCCCCCCCCCGCCCCAGACCCAGGGGACUCUGCCAACUGGGACCAGAACGAGGAGCAGAGCGUGGCCAGGCCGUCACCCGUCUGCAUCCGGAGGUGGUGACGCGCCUGCCUCACGUCACUGCCCCAGCAGCCAGGACUCGCUCCCGCCCGCGUGCUGCUGCCGGUUCCCCAAAACACAGUGCGGCUGCCGGGGCCCUUCUCCCCGCAGCCACCGGAGCCUGCCGGGAUCCCACGGGACCCGGCUGGGAGGAGACGGGCGCUGCUUUGCCCUGCCCUGCGGAUGCGGUGGGAGGUACGAGGCCUCCAUUCCCAGCAGAGCGGCUGCCCAGACCUCUCGGCCCCCAGCGCGGCCGUAUCACCCCCGGGCCCAGGCACCCAGCCCUGAGCCAUGACGCUGCUCACCCAUCUCCUCGCCUGCACCUUUGGCACGGGCUCCUGGGUGGCCAUCAAUGGGCUGUGGGUCGAGCUGCCGCUGCUGGUGACGGUGCUGCCGGAGCAGUGGGACCUGCCCUCCUACAUCACCAUCAUCAUCCAGAUGGCCAACGUGGGGCCGCUCUUCGUCACCCUCAUGCACCGUUUUCGGCCCGGCUUGCUGAAGGAGGUGGCUGUUAUCUACGUGGUCGUGUCCGUGGGUGUCGUGGCCUGCUUGCUGCUGGCCUUCCUCUGGAACUACACGUCCCCCAUCGCCGGGAGGCCCCACAGCACCGCCUUCCUGAUCCUCACCUUCUUCCUGGCCCUGGUGGACUGCACCUCCUCCGUCACCUUCCUGCCCUUCAUGAUGCAGCUGCAGCCCCAGUACCUGACCACCUUCUUCAUAGGCGAAGGGCUCAGCGGGCUGAUCCCCGCUCUCAUCGCCCUGGGCCAGGGCUCUGGCAUCUCCAGCUGCACCAACGUCACCCACGUGGUCAACUUCACCACCGGCAACGAGACCGUGGAGAGCACCGUCUUCCAGCUGGAAACCCGCUACCUCCCAGCCAACUUCUCCACCCACCUCUUCUUCCUUCUCAUGACUGUAAUGAUGCUGGCCUGCUUGCUGGCCUUCUUCUUCCUCGCCAGGCAGCCCAAGGUGUGGGAGCUCUCCCAGCAGCAGCUGUUUCCCAGCAGCAUCAUGCUGAGCUCAUUUGACCAGAUCCCCAACGAGGGAGCUGGCUCGCGGCUGAGCGGAGGCUGCCCAUGCCCGAAGGAUGCCAAGGGGCCCAGGAACAUCCUGCCGCAGAAGGUCUCCUACCCCCUGGCCAAACUCACCUUCAUCUACCUCCUCAUCGCUUGGGUGAGCGCUCUGACGAAUGGGGUCCUGCCAUCGGUGCAGUCCUACUCCUGCCUGCCCUACGGCAACACCGCCUACCACCUCGCGGCCACGCUCAGCUCCAUGGCCAACCCCCUCGCCUGCAUCGUGGCCAUGGUCCUGCCUGGCAGGUCCCUGGCCCUGCUGGGCACCCUCACCAUGGCGGGGACAGGCUUUGGCGCCUACAACAUGGCCAUCGCGGUGAUGAGUCCCUGCCCUCUCCUCCAGCAGUCCCAGUGGGGCGAUGCCACCAUCGUCCUCUCCUGGGUGCUCUUCACCGGGACGCUCUCCUACGUGAAGGUGAUGGCCGGGGUGAUCCUGCGGAGCCGCAGCCGCAGCGCGCUGGUGUGGUACGGGGCAGUAGAGCAGCUGGGCUCCCUCCUCGGGGCCCUGCUCAUGUUCCCCCUCGUGAAUGUCUACGGCUUCUUCAAAUCCGCUGACUACUGCAGCCUGCAGUGCCCGGCAUGAGUGGGGCAGGCACCCCUGGACAGCCCCUCUUGCCAGCAUGCGCCCCGAAAAACAGCGAGGGCCGCGGAGCCAGGAAGCGUUGCUGGGACCGGGGCGGCUGCGGGCAUGUCUCCCCGCUGGGCUUCGCCAGGUCACCGGGCAGGAGCAGCUCCGUGGCUUUGUCUCCAGUCCGGGUGCGGGAUGUCUCCAUUGCGUUCAAAGCAAUAGAAGGUGUUUGCUCA
Messenger RNA from Aquila chrysaetos chrysaetos, 2627 nucleotides. RefSeq names its product solute carrier family 52 member 3 (gene SLC52A3). Bases 1042 to 2406 code for a protein of 454 amino acids. The transcript is spliced from 5 exons. NCBI's taxonomy places the organism in Eukaryota, Metazoa, Chordata, Aves, Accipitriformes, Accipitridae. Gene Ontology annotation, cellular component: plasma membrane. Gene Ontology annotation, biological process: riboflavin transport. Gene Ontology annotation, molecular function: riboflavin transmembrane transporter activity. The record is from RefSeq and is a predicted model, not a curated record.